CGUUUUUGAAUUUAGGGUCACUAAGCUGGCUCUUGAGGUGUUUCAAUUCAAGCCAUGCUUCCAAAUUUACCCAUGCGAUUAGUAAAGAAUCUUGUGAAUUUUCCGACUGUUGUUAGACAAUCUAUUAUUGACUCGUAUGAAAAACUAAAAUCUACGGACUAUCGUUCAAUUUAUGAAAUUUACGAUAAUCUAACUGGAUUGGAUCGUGUUAGAUCCUUACACGUUGGAGUCGCUGAAUAUUUUUCUGUAGAUGAAAUAUAAUGCCCCGAUUCUCUUCCAGGAAUAACGUGGUCACUCAGGCACAACAGUAAUAUACUUUACCCAUGAAACAAGAUGUAAAUGGGUUCAUCAACAAAAAAACUGAAUUUCGUCUGAAAAUUCAAACCACUGAUGUACAGACUGCAAUUCACUUUGGUUCGCUACUUGAAUCGUAAAUCAGCUGAAAGAAACUUCGUACAGAAACAAGUCGAAAGAAGAGCUUGUCAAACGGAAGUGUUUCAGUUAGAAGAAGCUAGAAAUCGAAUUAACAUACAACUAGAUAGUGUUAAACGUAGUGAUGAAAGUUUUUUGAAAUUAGUUACAGAGUUGCAUGAGCUUUCACGUCAACAUCAACAAGCUCGUGAUAAGUUAACAUCUAUUGAAUUAGCUGAACAAGUAACAUUUGAACAAUUCUCUAGUAUUUUACGUCAUUCACAAGCUGAAGAACGCAUUCAAGCUAGCCGAAUGCGACAAUGGACUGUUGGAUUUAGUUUAGCUGCUGGUUUGAUUGGUUUUAGCGCUACAUGGAUACGUUUUCGUCAACUUGAUAAGCAAAAUGCAUCAUCACUUCGCCUAACUUCUGCAACUGGUCAGCCAACUACUGAGUACUCCUUCCAAGAUAUAACUUCCAGUCUUCACUCAUCCAAUCAGAGAUUAAAAACAACAUUGGAUGACUUAAAUCAAAUAAAAAAUAAUUUGAACGAUCUGAUCAAAACACUGAAAGAAAAUUUGAACGUGAUGAAUAUGAAUAUUACAAAGUCAUCUGAUGUUAAGGAUGGUCAAUUACGUGUUGGCAAUAUCAUUGCAGAAAUUCCUAGUAUUGGUGAAACAAAAUAUAUGUAUUAUGCUUAUGGAACUGGUAUAUUACUUUUGUCUACUUUCAUAUUAUUCUUAAUUAAUAGAUAAAAAUGAU
Messenger RNA from Schistosoma intercalatum, 1171 nucleotides. Lineage: Eukaryota; Metazoa; Platyhelminthes; Trematoda; Strigeidida; Schistosomatidae. The record is from the annotation of a GenBank genome assembly.